Molecule: messenger RNA, 695 nt
Organism: Arabidopsis thaliana (thale cress)
Lineage: Eukaryota; Viridiplantae; Streptophyta; Magnoliopsida; Brassicales; Brassicaceae
Exons: 1
Coding region: 92-469 (125 amino acids)
Source: RefSeq, marked reviewed
UCUCUUUCUCAUUCUCAUUCACUUUUUUUUUAUCUCUCUGAUAUUGCCUUCUUACCCACGCUUUCAGAACUCGAGUUUAGGUCCGAUCACAAUGACUACAUACAACGAGGACAAGAUGUGGUCGAAUCUCUAUGCAUUGGCGAAAGUCGCCGCUAUGUUGUAUGAUGAUGAGACAGCGGCGAAACUCUUUGACUUCACGGAUAUCAUGAGUACGGAGUUUGAUGAAGAAGCUGUAGAAGAUCGUGCAAAGAUGGGAACAACGCCUUCGACCAUGACACAAAAUCUUAAUGAGGUUUCUACUUCCUUAUCGCUCCUUGACAUUGGCGCUGAUCCCGUGACGCAAACCCCACAAAACCCGCCAGCUUCUUUAACUAUACUCGUCGAUGAAAUCUUGGCUGAUUCUGAGAUGAUCGAGAAUGAAGCCGACUCACCAAACCCUAAUUCCAAAUCUUCGCGCCUAACAGAAUAGCUCGUCCCUUUUUAAUCGGAGAAAGUUGUGUGUUUGUUUUUAGACUAUGACUAUAGAUUGGUUUGUGGAGGUUUUUUUUUGUCUAGUUAACUGCUCCGAAUUCUAGGUUUUUCUUUACCUUUUGUUGUUUAUGAUUUCGUUACCACGAAUUGAUGAAAAGUUCUGACAUGGAUAUGUUUUGUGUUGUGUUAACAGUUUAAGUUUCUAGUUUCACUUUUCGUCUAUA